Teleopsis dalmanni is the source of this 1357-nucleotide messenger RNA. RefSeq lists its product as uncharacterized. Bases 191 to 1297 code for a protein of 368 amino acids. The transcript has 16 exons. Lineage: Eukaryota; Metazoa; Arthropoda; Insecta; Diptera; Diopsidae. The record is from RefSeq and is a predicted model, not a curated record.
UGUGAAGUAAAUUCAACUGAAAUCGAACGCAACGAAUAUAGUUAUAUAUUUUUCUAUUAUCGAUGUUUCUUUAACUGGAUCUCAUACAAGUGAAACAACAAGUCAAGGAAGGAAAAGCAAGUAACAAGGAUAUAAGUCAAGUGCUGUUUACAUAGUUGAAAGUCAGUUUUAUAGUGUGGAAACCGAAAUAAUGGAUUCAAAGAAAACUCCAAGUAAUAUGCGCAAUUUCUCCCGCAAAGUAUCGGGUGGUAACGAUAGAAAUGAACUUAGUUUGAAACGCUCCGUGGGCAAGAAAAAUGUCAAGUCGUUCAAAGAAUAUGCAGAUCACAUCAAGAGUGAAAUCCAGCAGUCAAAGAGCCUAACAAAUUUCGAAACUCUUGGUGGUAGACAAAGCUUGAGGACAUCAACAAGCAACUCUCGUAUGAAAUUGCGUUAUGGCAUUGAGGGUAGCCUUGAAAACAAUCCAAAGUCCGCUAUGAGUAAUAUCAGUGUUAAGGCAACAAAAAGUCAAAUUGGUGUUCCAUCACCUAUGGAAAUAGGAAAUGUUAUGGAAGAGGAAUUGGAUUUCAGACCGUCAACUAGUAAAGCGAGCCUUGCCUAUCGUAAUCAAUAUGCCGCAAAUAACUUAAAGUUGAAGCCUGAUCUAAAUCAGUUAAGCUAUGGAAGGUCUGAAGGCUUUGAAGACGAUAAACCUGAGUUGACUGUCCUUAUGCGCAAUUUAAGUUUUCGUGAAACUAUCGAUGCUCAAGAUGAACUUGAUUUGAGACCGUCUACAAGCAAGGGCAGCAUAAAUGCUGGACGCCGUAUAACGCGUCCUGCAGAGAAUAAAAUUCGUGUCCAACGAUCCGUGAGUAACACAGGAAUGAAUGUUGCACGUCGUAUUACGGGUCCUGCAGAGACUAAACGCCGUACCCAACGAUCCGUGAGCACUACAGGUAUCAAUUUGGAUAAACAUUCAACUAAUACUAAUUUAAGCAAGAUAAGUUUGAAUUCGAGGAUUUCAGGAUUGCAAGGAUUUCCACUCUAUCCAGGAAUACCAAAUGAAAAACCACAUACUUUUUCUACCACUAAACUCAAAACUUUGGAGUCAUUUCCACUUAAGAAGGAUCACAAUUUCAAGGAAAUGUCGAAAUUACUAGAUAAGUGCAAUACGCAAAUGGAAAAAAUAAGGUCUUCGGAAUUGGAAAGUUAUGUAUUAGACCAGAAUCUUUUUAAUUUGCAAACCGAAUUUAUAAUGAAAAGAGAAAAAUUUAAUGAUCAUCUCGCUGAAAGCCGUAAGCAAGAACCUGAAGAAUAAUAUUUAACAUUAUAUAUAAAAAGUUAUAAAAAUUUAAAGAUUAUUUAAAACAAAAGCGAA